GAGAACUGCAGAGACACAGAAUUGGUACCUCUUGAUCUUAUCUGCAAACCACUGCAGUAUAUAGACACGAAAGCCUCCAUUUCUCUAAAGAGAAAAACUACAGACAAUGUUCGGACAAGAUUUUCAAAAAAUCUUUACAGAUACAAGACACUCCUCUGUCCUUAUGUUUUUUGUCACUGUUGACACACUAUUCCUGCAUGUGAGAGCAGAUGACAACUCCUCCACAGAUGAGCCAACCUCCGAAGUGAAAUAUGCAGCAAUCGGAAUAGGGAUUGGCGUAUUUCUCUCAAUCUGUUUCAUUGCAGUAAAGCUCUGCAUGAUCAAAAGACACAUGUUUGACAACGAGCCAUCAGAUGAGUCAGUAAGAAGAUCCUUUACACAACAAAAGUAGUUAUAUGGAGUAAGCAUGAUUCUCACAUCUGUCUACUGUAUUUACUGUCAUGUAAAGCAGUAUCUCCUGACUGAUGAAGCAAACCUAUAGUAUACAUUAAAUCUCAGAAGGAACAGCUCACAUUUCAGGAGACAGGUUUACAUAUUACAGGGAAAAUCAGUUCACCAGACAUCCCACAGAAAAAAAAAUGCUAUCAGAAAACCAUUAUGCUAUUGUUAUCAUUCCUUAUUUUUCUGUCUGAUAAUCAAAUUAUUUUUAUAUAAAUGUCAGUCAAUUGGUCAUAUCAUUAUCAUGUACUUUAAAUAAAUAAAUAUUCCAUCUUUUAUUAAACUAAACUCAUUG
This is a messenger RNA of Electrophorus electricus (electric eel), 733 nucleotides long. The record is from RefSeq and is a predicted model, not a curated record. NCBI's taxonomy places the organism in Eukaryota, Metazoa, Chordata, Actinopteri, Gymnotiformes, Gymnotidae.